Molecule: messenger RNA, 2919 nt
Organism: Nicotiana tabacum (common tobacco)
Lineage: Eukaryota; Viridiplantae; Streptophyta; Magnoliopsida; Solanales; Solanaceae
Product: PWWP domain-containing protein 6
Source: RefSeq, a predicted model, not a curated record
UGUCCAGAGUCCAAGCUAAAAACAAAAAGACAAGCACCCUAUAUACUCUGCGGUUUUUACAAACGCACAGAACUCAUUUACACACACUCUCUCUCUCUCUCUACAAAAUUUCUCUCUUUUGAAAGAACAGAGAAUUGAAUCACCACAAAACUGAAGUGGAUAAGUUUAUGUGACAUUUUUUUGAUAUGUCGAUGGACCAAAACACAGAGAAAACCAAAACCCUAGCUGGGUUGGCAGCUGAAGCACUUGACUCUGAAACCCUAAUGGCUGAUACUGGUUCUGUCCCUGUACAUGUGUUGCUUGAUAAGGCUCCUAGGGUUUCUCAAGUUGAUCACCAGCUGAAUGUUAAUGGAAAUGCGGAUACUGGUGCUACUACCGGGCCAGUUGUUGCGACUGGGAACAAGUUCAAUGGUGAUGGAAUUUCUCUUUUGGUGGAAGUUCAUCGGUCACUGGAAAAUGUUGAUGGGAGUUUAAAAGAGUGUGGUAGUAAGGGAAUGAAUGGAGAGGAGAAUGGAGCUGAGCAAACAGAAACUGAGAUGGUUGAUGCUGUUGAUGGGGGAAAAGACGUUGAGAGGAGUGGUACAGAGCGGGGUAGUCAAGGGACAGAAGAAGAGCAAGGAUCUGGGCAUUUGUUUAAGGGAAUGAAUGUAGAGGAGAAUGAAACUGAGAAAAUGGAAAAUGAGAUGGUUGAUGGGGGAACAGAAGAUGAUAAUUCUGGGGAAGAUGCAAGGAGUGUAAAACAUGUGUAUACUGUGGGUGAUUUUGUUUGGGGCAAGAUUAAGAGUCAUCCAUGGUGGCCAGGACGUAUUUAUGAUGCUUCCUGUGCCUCGGACUUUGCUUUGAAGUUUAGUCAAACAGGUCGAUUGCUAGUUGCAUACUUUGGAGAUGGCUCAUUUUCUUGGUGCCCCCCUGCGCAGUUGGUGCCUUUUGUGGACAACUUUGAAAAAAUGUCGAAGCAGAGCGCUUCCAAGAGCUUCUUAUAUGCUGUUGAAAAGGCCUUGGAUGAAAUUAGUGUGCUUGUGGAGUUUGGUAUGACUUGCCAAUGCAUCUCUGAAGAGAGUCGUUGUGGACUCAGUUGGCCAUUGGCAGUGAAUGCUGGAAUUAAAAAGGGAGUUCGACUACCUGAAGGAGAAACUGUCAGACUAUUACUUUCUCAGUAUGAACCUGCUGGAAUACUUAAAGUUCUAAAACAUUAUGCACGAACAAACUCUAAUUCCAAUAUACUUGAGUUUGCUGUCUUGAAAAGUUGGCUAUCUGCUUUUUAUCGUGCUACAUGUGGAUGCCCUUUGGCUCUAUAUUGUGAACCCCUGCAAGUUGAAGGCCUUGAGGACAAGAAGGAUCAAGUUGUUGAUGCAAAUGACUUUAGCAUACCUAUCGAGGUUCCUAUUCUGGGUCCAUCAGAAGAAGAAACUCCAAAAUCUGGCCCUGCAAAGGGCCCUCUGACUGCUUGUGACAAGAUCUCUCACAAAAGAAAGCAGAAAAGUGUUGCUGAACUUAUGGAAGAUUCUACACCUUCGCCUGUUGAAACGCCUGAGAAGAAAAGGAGGAGGAAGUCUGGUGAGCAAGCUAAAGGUCACACUAGCAGUUCUAAGAGUGUCGAUGAAAAAGUUGGUAAGAGGGUAGGCAACAAACCCGGUGACACUGACUUGGCUAAAACAAAGAACCUCAGUGUUUCAAUUCCUGAGCGUGAUGAAAUUGGUGACCAGCAGGACACAAAUGGGGGCCCUCUGUCAAGGGAAAGAAAGAAGAGCAAGUAUUUAUCACCUCCUUAUAUGAGCCCUACGUUGACUGCAGGAAAACCAAACUUGAAGAGAGAACUGGAAGCAGAAUCUCAGAAAAUUUCUGAGAUAACCAGGAUUGGUGAGCGGAUGGCAAAUGCUGCUCGGCAUAUUUUAUCUUCCCCUGCAACCAAUGGCAAUGAAGCUGUAAAGAAGAAAAAGGCUGAACGGUUUGACAUGACUUUUGACACGAUGGAUAUCGAUUCAGUCGAUGAGGUACUCUCUGAGGUUCAGUCUACUGCUGUCAACCCUCUUUUCUUGAAGAAUAGAUCUCUUGAGAAGACCAGAGGUUUCAUCUCCACCUUCAGGAACUCAGUCUAUCUGGACGGAUCAAACUACAAGCAAUAUCACAAAGUGAAAACAGGAAAGAAGAGAAAAUCUCGGCCGUCUAGUCAGGGAACAGUAGAUGAGGAAGCUGGUACAGAAACUUCACCUGUGAUUCUGAUGGUGACAUUCUCAGCUGGUUUUUCUUUGCCGUCAGAUGACGAAGUUAUCCAAAUAUAUAACAAGUUUGGGGAUCUGAAUGAAAAGGAAACAAAAGUGUUACAUGAUUCAAACUCUGUUCAAGUUGUUUACAUGCGUGGUUCAGAUACUGAAGAGGCCUUCCAAGAAUCGGUAAAGCAAAGUCCUUUUGGUGCUACCCAAGUUAACUUUAGGAUCAUUUAUCCCUCAAACUCCGAGAUUCCACUUUCUUCGCUGAGAUCAGCUAAGGGGAAGUCACAAGUGCAACUAAUCAAGCAGAAGCUGAAGGGGAUGUCAUCAAUCCUGGAAAAAUGCAAUGGUAAGAUUACGACAAAGGAGAAGGCGGAGUUGGAGGGUGAGAUAAAAGGCUUGCUGGAGAAGGUUAGUGCAGUGACAUCAACAAACCCAUAGGGGAACUGUUUUGUAGGAUGUGAAGCUGGUUGGUUAAACUUGGAUCUUCUUUUGUUGAUAGUGUUAGUAUAUGGUCCGGCUUAUGUUGAUUAGGAUACUUUCUGUUAGGUUCAUGUAUGAAGUAGGAGCAUAGGAUGCUAGCUUUAUACAAUUGAUUUGCUCAAAUUACUAUACAGUUGCAUGUACUUUACUGAUGAUAGUAUUAGAUUUAGGAGCUGCGGCUGGUUUUGGAUUACCUGAAUCUGCAGCCUCAUGCCUCCAUCUUCAA